AUGACGCGCUGCUUUUCAGCCGAGCCGAACUCCACAGAUCUCCAGUCAUCGACACCUCCUGAGCAGCCGCCACAGCCGGCCCCGCACGUGUGGUGCGUGAGGCUCGGUGACAUAUGCCAGCUGCCGCAGUUGCCCAAGCCGUACAUGGACGACAGCCAUUACAUAAAAUGCAUCAAGCCUGAUGUCGACGAGAAGAUCUGGCCAUGGAAGUCGCUGGGAAACUGGACAUUAGAAACGUGCCCAGAGGGAAGCAAAUAUUCACCCGUGGAUAUGACCUGCAAUCCUCCCAAACGAUUGCAGAGGCGUCAGGUUGGAGGAUAUCCGUCGAAUACGUACCAAGUAGGAGCAAAUGCCAGAGGCCCAUGCGUUUGCCCGUACCAGGGCAGUUCUGGAUAUAGCUCCCCCGGACAGAGCAGUGGUUAUGUUAGCAGCCCUCCUAUCAGCGGCUACAACAGUAAUCCUCCAUACAGCAGUCAGCGCGGCUAUCCAGGUAGCGAUCAAAGUAAAUACCAGUCGAAUCAGGGAUACCCUAGUUCUGGUUCAGUGGGAUAUCCAAAUUUAGGAUCGGGCGGAUAUCCAGGUACCGGCUCAUCAGACUCUUGUCCGUGCAUCGUUCAGCCUCAGCCUGUAUCACCACCAUCAAUGGGAUCAGGUCCACCUUACGGAGCUCCUGGAUCGGGCGUUUCACAGUUAAGUCAGCCGUAUCCACCAGUGAACAACGCCAUUUACCCUUGCCCAACUGUGAGCAACAAUGGAGUUCCGGGAGCACAGCCGAAUGGUACUUGCAGCUGGAUGCUCGCCGAACUGGUUGCAAAUCCGAUGUCAAGAAAAACGUAUCUUCAGUGCGUUCCGGUACAGAGCUACCUUUACUGCGGCCGUUGGAUGGUUAGACCAUGUGAAGAAGACCUCAUUUUCAACCCUAGCCUACAAGUCUGCGUUCAACCUGAUUAUCAAGGUCUCGGUUCUUCGUUAGGAGCUGGUACUGGAGGGUAUAAUACAGGUUUGCAGGCUCCGAGUCGAAAUGCACCUUAUCAGCCCGCUCCUUCGUAUGGUGCCGGCGGAAGCGAAUGGUCAGGAGGUCAAACCUAUCAAAGUCCAGGCCAAGGCUAUUCAAACCAAGGCCAGGGUUACCAAGGCCAGAGCCCGUACGGAGGCGGCUAUCCAUCAGCAAGCAGCGUGUCUUCAAACGCCCUUCCGUCUUACAGUCCCCCGGCUCCUAUGCCAUCUUCCGUUUCAGUUGGAGGAAUGCCUUAUGGUCAGCCGUCCGCAUGGUGUAAUCCACAAAACAUAGUUGGGCCAUGUAACGUUUUCAACGCCUGUCCCGGAUUUUCUCAGUGCAUGGCUAUCUCCAGCUACGCUGCCAAAAAUGACGUACCGAAAAAUGGCGUUCACGGUACUUUGGUCUUGAAACUGAAGUUCGACGGUGAAGUUCAGGAAAACGGCGAUGGUGCUUCCAAAACCAACCCGAACACAAUCUGCUGUUCGGCAGUAGAACCAGCAAAAAAUGUCUUGAUUAGUGGAAGAGGACUAGAUUUGCGAACCAGGCCAAAAAAAUUCAGGAUCAGCAAAUGUGUCCCCGUUGAUAAAAAGCCAAAGGAAUCUACUCGUCAUUCCCAUACCGUGUUAACGAAGAACCAGGCGACUAAUGAAGCGGAAGAACGAAACAUUCACCCAAUACGUAACGAGUGGUGUCAGCAGAUGGACAGAAGGUAAGU
Soboliphyme baturini is the source of this 1715-nucleotide messenger RNA. The record is from the annotation of a GenBank genome assembly. Lineage: Eukaryota; Metazoa; Nematoda; Enoplea; Dioctophymatida; Soboliphymatidae.